AUGUUUAAAUCGUUAGUUCGAACUACACAUUUAAAAAUUGAUGAGGGUGUUGUAAAAUGUAUAGAUCAACAGAGAAAAGAUUAUAUUUCUAAAAUACCAAGAGACAAACUUAUUAAAAAUUGUAAAAUAAUAAGAGAAUUAAAUGUAAGUUUAAUAGAUUUGAGACAUUUGGAACGUUGUUUAGCCCUUUGUCCAUCAGUUGUAAAACGUAGAACUUUAGUGCUUAAAGAAAUGGGUGUGCAAAAUCCAAACGUAAAUCAUAUUUAUCGGUUUCCAACAUCAAUGCGCAGAUCAAUAAAGCAAUUUAAAAAAGUUCAUAAUAUUCCACCUACACAGAAUAUUAUGAACAAUAUAAUUACUAAUCUAGGUUUUACAAUUAAUAAAAGUAGUCUGAAGGAAUUUAAUUGCAAUGUAAGAGCAGGCGAUUAUUAUCAUUUUUGUAUGAAAUAUUUUAAAGCAAAUUAUCUUAAUUUAAAUAGUGAUAUAUUUCAUAAAACUAGAAAGAUUAGAUAUCAAAGCUUUCAAGAGGUUACAGAAUUAUUGAACAUAUUGCAGACUAAAUACAAUUUUGAUCACAAAUUUUUAUGUAAACAUGCUUUCUUGCUCAAGCAGGAUAAAAAUAAUAUUGAAAGCUAUUUGUCAGAAUUUGAAGAUGUUCAUGUUGUAGGUAAAUUAAACAUAAUCGAGGUAGCUAGGAAGUUUCCUCGCAUAUUAUGUUAUCCUUCAAUUAAAAUUAAAGAAUUAUUAAUGCUUUGCAAAAAGUUGGAUAUACCAGGUGUACCUACUAUCUCUUAUUUGCCUACUGCAUGUAUAACCAAAGAAGUAUUUCUUAUUAGAUACCUAAACAUAUUAAGUAGUUAUGAAUUAAGUAUUUGGGCAAAGCAUCCACGUGUAUUAAAGUUGAUUCAAUAUUACAGUAUGGUUGAAACGCGAGUAGAAUAUCUUAAACUUUGCAAUCGCAUAUUUACAGCAACUAUUCAUACAUAUUUGUGCAGUGAUUUAAUAUUCAUAAGAUACGUACAAGGUAUUUAUAACCGUUCAGCUCACGUAAAGUAUAUAAUAUAUAUAUUAUGCAAAGAAUUUGGCGCCGAUAAAGCAUAUUUAGUAGAUCAUAUUAAAAAACACAGCCAUUGGAAAACUGUGCCAUUAUUGCUAAUAUCAAAAACAAUAGAAUAUCUGAAAAAGAAUUAUUCAAUUAAUGAAAUAUGUGAAAAUAUUCAACUCAUUUUGUAUUCAGUGUCUGCAAUUAACAAAGCAAUGAACACAAUAAAUGAAGAAUAUACUUCAGAUAAAGGAUAUAAUUUUUCUGGUAGUCAAUACUUAGCAUUAUGUUUGUACAUUUUAGAAAAGGAACAUCAUUUUAAUGGGGAUGCGGUUUGGCAAGGAAUGGAUACUACAGUAGUAACUGCAAGGUCAAACGUUUCUACAGACUUAAAGAUUUAUGAAUAUGAAGAUGUAAUUAAAAAUCUAGCUACCAACGAUAAAGCAAUACAAAAUUUAAACGAAAUAGCGUGGCUCGAGUAUUUGUUAAGAUAAUAUACAAUUACUAGACAAAUAUAUAUUCUUUUGCUUGAA
Megachile rotundata (alfalfa leafcutting bee) is the source of this 1575-nucleotide messenger RNA. RefSeq names its product mitochondrial transcription termination factor 5 (gene mTerf5). NCBI's taxonomy places the organism in Eukaryota, Metazoa, Arthropoda, Insecta, Hymenoptera, Megachilidae. The record is from RefSeq and is a predicted model, not a curated record. Gene Ontology annotation, biological process: termination of mitochondrial transcription; regulation of DNA-templated transcription. Gene Ontology annotation, molecular function: double-stranded DNA binding. Gene Ontology annotation, cellular component: mitochondrial matrix.